AUCUGAAUGUUUUUUUCUCUCUUCAAAUUAGUUAAGUUCUUGCUGUUUCCCUCUGAGGUGGGUGAAUCACCUCCUCUCUGUGGUGGGAAAGGGAGCUGCACUGUCCCAACCCAGAGGCCUAUUCUGUCCAAGAAUCCAGUGAACCAGACAGGAAAUAUGACUGCAGGUAAAGAAUGCAAAUUUCAUAGUAACUAAUGCAUUUUUGUCUCCAAAGCUCCAAGGAUGGCAAUCUUCACUGCCACUCCAAUUUACUGCUUAUCUCUCUCAAACAAAAGAUGCUACAUACAUAUCCAUCAAGCAUCUGGCAGUUAUGUCUGUACUUUUCUAAGUCUUUUCAUGGAAAAGGUUUUACUAGAAUAUUACCAUAAUAAUUUCUCACAUUAAACACCUAAUGUUCGUAAAAUUAAUUAAACCACCUUUAUGGUCAUCUUAUUUAUUUAUUUAUUUUUUAAAAAAGAGCUUUUGCAGUUUAUUUUUUUUGCACUCAUUGUCUGUUUGCUUGAUUUCGUGUUCUUCAUCUCAUAUCCAGACUGCUCAGUUCUGGUCAGCAAUGGUCAGCGUAUUGUUGGAGGAACCUUAGCUACAAAGAACGAGUGGGGCUGGCAAGUCAGCAUGCAAUGGAAGGGGAGACACGUCUGUGGUGGUGCCAUCAUCUCUCCUCGUUGGGUGAUCACUGCAGCACACUGCUUUGUUGAUAAUAACAUCCUUCAAGUAGCUGACUGGAUGGUGGUGGCAGGCACUGCAAGCAUUGCACACAACUCUCUGGGGCAACACUACAGGGCACUGCAGAUCCUCUACCACCCUAACUUUAAGGUUACGGACAAUGACUAUGACGUGGGACUGAUGCGCACCGUAAUUGACAUGGACAUGACGAGUAAAAGAAGUGAAACUGAGAGAGAGCUAACCUUUAUCACUUUACUGCUGCUCUUUGUAGGUGGGGUCCGACCGGUCUGUUUACCCAGUCCAAGCGAGUCCUUUCCUGCUGGAUCAGACUGCUGGAUCACAGGCUGGGGAUACGUAAAUGAAAACACAGGCUAUGUGUCGGAAGAGUUAAGGCAGGCUCAUGUUAAGGUAAUAGCUCAAUCCAUCUGCUACGACUUGAGUGUCUAUGGUCUCUUCAUAACUCCUCGAAUGAUUUGCGCUGGGAGCAUGGAUGGAGGGGUUGACUCUUGCCAGGGAGACAGCGGUGGACCACUUGUGUGUAAGACAUCUAAAGGGGAUUGGAAGCUGGCAGGCGUGGUGAGUUGGGGAGAGGGAUGCGCACGGCCUAAUAAACCAGGCGUCUACAGCAGAGUAACUGAACUGCUUCAGUGGAUUGAAAGAUACAUAGACAUAUAGGUAUGGAAAGCACUUUUCCUCACCGCUUGUAAAUGUAAAACCUAUCUUUAUCUGUCGCUCUGU
Molecule: messenger RNA, 1401 nt
Organism: Pelmatolapia mariae (spotted tilapia)
Lineage: Eukaryota; Metazoa; Chordata; Actinopteri; Cichliformes; Cichlidae
Product: transmembrane protease serine 5-like
Exons: 5
Coding region: 421-1338 (305 amino acids)
Biological process (GO): proteolysis
Molecular function (GO): serine-type endopeptidase activity
Source: RefSeq, a predicted model, not a curated record